GGAAGGCAACGGCGGCACGCGGCGACCAAUGGGAGCGCGGCAUUGCUCGUGCGCGUGACGGCCCUGGCCAAUGGGUGCGCGGCGCCCGGGAGCGCGAUCCUGUGGGGAUUGCGAGGCGGCUGGAGUGAGGCGAAACGGCCGAUGUCAGCGAGGGUCUGCCGCUGGUGAGAUGUUUCCCCUGGGGACUGCUCAGCUUGGGGCCUCCACCUUCUUCGCUUCACCCCUUCCCAACGACGUGUGUGGGAGCAACGGGCUGCCUCUCACCCCCAACUCCAUCAAGAUUCUGGGUCGCUUCCAAGUGUUGAAGACGAUCACGCAUCCCCGACUCUGUCAGUAUGUGGACAUUGCCCGGGGCAAGCACGAACGCCUGAUGGUUGUGUUGGAGCAUCAUGAAGACAGUGUGGAAAGAAUCCUGAGUGAAGGUGUGAGGCUCAGCACGCAGAAGCUGAUGCAGAUUGCCUACCAAGUGCUGGAAGGCCUUGAGAACCUCAAUGGCCGAGGCAUCGACCACGCCGCGAUAUCUCCACACAACAUCCUCCUCACCAUGCAGGGAGACGUGAAGCUGGCCAAGUUUGGGAUUUACUACAUGACCAACGGUGGCACAGCUGUGGAUUUUCCCAUCGGUGAGCCGUCAUACAUGGCCCCGGAGGUGGUGGCUCAAGGCCCCGCGAGGCACGGUGAGAAACGAGCUCCGAUCGGUCCCAAGAGUGACGUGUGGUCCCUGGGCAUCAUCCUGCUACAGCUGUGGCUGGGUGAAAAACUGUGGCCCAGAGCGAGCAUCGCGGAGAAGAUGAAGGCGAUUGUAAAACUAGGCUCUGAGCAUGAUGUGGUGGCUGCGAUGCUGCGCGCUCACGGCGGCUCUCACUCAGCUGAGGAUCUUCCCGAAGAUCUGCGAAGUUUGCUGGGAAAAUGCCUUGUGUUUUCCCCGAGAAUAAGGCCGACAGCGGCUGAGCUCUUGUCGAGCGCCGUCUUCUCCGAGGUGGCGUCAUUAAUGGAGCCGUCGCCAAGGCCUCCUGUCACCCUCUUCUCCCCCGGCUUGCGCAGCGAACACCUCCUGCUGUCUCCACUUGAGGAGCAAGAGGACGAUGAUGAUGAUGACCGUCUGGCAGAGAGGACUCUGGACGAAGUGUACUACCUGUGGACGCUGGCAGGCGGGGACCUGGAGAGGGAGCUGACCAACUCUGGCAUCAUUAAGUCGAAACCACCCAUCUGCACCCUGCCCAAUGUGGUGAUGGAGGAUGGGGACAUGUUUGGACAGACGAGGGACUACAGCUUCCUGUACAACGACACCACCAUCACGCUGUCCCUUGCCCAGCUUCGCAAUAGGCUGCAGGAGGUGCCUGGAGAGACCUUUUACCCCCUGCUGGAGGAUGAUGGAGUGGCGCUCACCCCCUCAGGGAGCAGUUAUGACCUGGCCGGCUCGGCGAGUCUCCCGCUGGUGAUCCGAGAGAAGGACACGGAACACCAACUCCACCGGAUCCUCCUCUUCCAGCGACUCCUCAAGGCGUACCCGCACCGCAAGGAUCUCAUGUGGAAGGAGGCACGCGUGGACAUCCCUCCGCUGCUGCGUGGGCUCAUCUGGGCCACUAUCCUCGGCGUCGAGGGAGACAUCCAAGCCAAGUACGACUCCAUAGACAAGGACACCGCUAUCCAGACGGACAGGCAGAUUGAGGUGGACAUCCCACGCUGCCACCAGUACAACGAGCUGCUCUCCUCCCCCGAGGGUCACGCCAAGUUCAAGCGCAUCCUCAAGGCCUGGGUUCUGUCCCACCCACACCUGGUGUACUGGCAAGGUCUUGACUCGCUCUGCGCCCCGUUUCUCUACCUCAACUUUAACAAUGAAGCCUUGGCUUAUUCCUGCAUGUCUGCUUUCAUUCCCAAAUACCUGCACAACUUCUUCAUGAAGGACAACUCGAAUGUCAUCCAAGAGUACCUGAAGGUGUUCUCCCAAAUGAUUGCCUUCCACGACCCCGAGCUCAACAACCACCUCAACAGCAUCGGCUUCAUCCCAGAUCUCUACGCCAUACCCUGGUUCCUCACCAUGUUCACACACGUGUUCCCACUGCACAAGAUGUUCCACCUGUGGGACACGCUGCUCCUGGGCAGUUCGGCCUUCCCGCUCUGCGUGGCCGUGGCCGUGCUGCAGCAGCUGCGCGCGCGCCUGCUGCUCAGCGGAUUCAAUGAGUGCAUCCUGCUCUUCUCCGACUUGCCAGAAAUCGACAUUGAGCGCUGCGUGCGGGAGUCGGUCAGCCUGUUUUGCUGGACGCCCAAGAGCGCCACUUACCGACGGCAUGCGCAGCACAACCGGCCCGCCGCUCUGCCCACGCACAAGUUUGGGGCGCUCUUCUCCAUGGAGGCUCAGGACACGCCCCGCACUGAGCUGAUGCGGGAGCCUCUGCGCCUGAGUGAGCUCAAGGAAGAGACGUGUCCACGCAUCUCUGCCGAAGACCUCAUCGAGCUGUGCGAGCUGCGGGGUCCGUCUGCCUCGCGGAGCCCCGCGACUCAAACGGCGCCGGCGCCGGCGCCGUCGGGUCCAGCUCGCAGCCCGGGCCGCAAGCUGCGUGCCAGCAAGCCCAAGCUGCUGGCCGUGGACGUGCGCACUGCCGAGGAGUUCUCCCGUGGACACGUGACAGGCAGCGUGAAUAUCCCGCAGGCAACCGCCUUCUCCCCCGAGGGGACCCUGGUGCCGUGCUCCGCCUCGUCCACGCUGCACGCGCACCGGGGCCGCGUCAUCGUCGUCAUCGGACACACAGCAAGCGCUGCGGCUGAGUUUGCAGGUAAGCUGGUGACGCUGUGCUUCCCGCGAGUGUGCGUGCUUGACGGAGGCAUUGGCAAGAUGAAGCUGGCAGGGAUGCUCACCGUGCCUUCUCCCCAGAUCUAAGCGUGCUCACAGCUCUCAGCCAGUGCCCGCAUGUCCGCGUGAACCCAGCCACAAAUCAUUCACCAACCUUUGACCCACAUCUGGGGAUCCAUCUGACUUGCGGUGUCGUUUCAAAGGCUUGUGGUGAGGGUUAGGGGAUGGUUUGUGGGGGAUUUAUGACUUUAAAUUAUAUAUAAACAUUAUUAUGAUUAAUGGUUUAUUUUACUUUUUCUCUAAAGCGAUGGAGGAAGACUGUUGAGGCCUUCAUCCCAGCAGUACAUUGACCAUGGCUGAUGAUGAUUUCUUGUAUCUUAUUCAAGGAACACGGAAGCCAAAAAAACAAACCGCUCUCACGUUUUAGAAAGGUAUCAAGGCAGUGUGUCCAAGGUGGUCUGACUCGGGUCUGAAUCUUCUCUAAGAAAAGACUUCAAAUUAACUUUCUGGAGUGCUGUAGCACAAUCACUGCCAUGACAUUGUUUGGAGGUACAGCUGUGAUGCUGCGGAACGGUUGCUGAAGCACGCUGGACUGGUUAGCUGUCUUGAUAUAUGUUCUGGUUGUACCGUGAUGUUUGACAUGGGAUGGGACCAGAAAACAAACGUUAUUUUUACACUGCAGUUACAUACUCUACAGAUGUACAUUUUAUAUUGACUUUAUGGGCAGCAAUCCUUUGAUCAAUAUGCCAAACAAAAUAUAAACAAUGCGGUUUAUCAUGUGGGCAUCCAUUUCCAUGAAAUAAAGAAGUCAAAUGAUUAAAAUA
Molecule: messenger RNA, 3618 nt
Organism: Petromyzon marinus (sea lamprey)
Lineage: Eukaryota; Metazoa; Chordata; Hyperoartia; Petromyzontiformes; Petromyzontidae
Gene: TBCK
Product: TBC1 domain containing kinase
Biological process (GO): protein phosphorylation; activation of GTPase activity
Molecular function (GO): protein kinase activity; ATP binding; GTPase activator activity
Source: RefSeq, a predicted model, not a curated record